AGCCAACGCCAUGCAGCUGCCGAGUGCGCACCACCACCUGUGCAACGACAACAUCACGCCCGACGCGCAAGACGUCUUGUACCACCUCGGUCUCUCGUACUCGCAGGACAACUGCGCCGAGCUCGCGUCCAUCUUUGGCGACGUCAAGUUUUUCGUGUGCGGUGGCAGCGCCGAGCGCAUGAAGACGUUCGCCCACAAGAUCGCCGAGACGCUGGAGAUCAAGACGCCGUUCGGCUACAGCAUCGCGCCCAUUGGCUCGACGGCGCGCUACGUCAUCUACAAGGUCGGCCCGGUCCUCAUCGCCAACCACGGCAUGGGCAUGCCGUCGACGUCGAUCCUCUUGCAUGAAGUCACCAAGCUCCUCGACCAUGCGGGGGCGACCGACACGAUUUACGUGCGCAUGGGCACGAGCGGCGGUGUCGGCGUCGCCGGUGGCACCGUCGUCAUUUCGUCGGCGGGCCUCAACCACGAGCUCGAGGCCAUCCACCGCAUCCCGAUUCUCGGCAAGGUGCACGAGCGCGUCGCGGUCCUCGACGAGGCGAUUGCGCUUGAGAUCGCGGCGACGUGCGAAGCGCUCGAGCUGCCGCACACGAUCGGCAAGACGCUGUCGUGCGAUGACUUUUACGAAGAGCAAGGCCGCCUCGACGGUGCGAUCUGCGAGUACACGAACGACGACAAGAUGGCGUUCCUCCAAAAGGCGUACGACGCUGGCACGCGCAACAUUGAGAUGGAAGCGCGCAUGUUUGCCGCGUUCUGCCACAAGCUACGCAUUCCCGCGGCCGUCGUCUGCGUCACGCUGCUCAACCGCCUCGAAGGCGACCAGAUCACGCAGCCCCAUGACGUGCUCGAGAGCUACGACCUGCGUCCGAUGGCAGUCCUCCUCGCGUACAUCAAGGCCAAGACGACGGCGACAGAAGAAGACGAAGCACCGGUGGACGAGGAAGCGUAAAAUGGUCUAGGAAGCUAAUCAAUGCAUGUAUUUUUGUGUCUUC
Messenger RNA from Saprolegnia parasitica CBS 223.65, 992 nucleotides. Its product is annotated as uridine phosphorylase. The record is from RefSeq and is a predicted model, not a curated record. Gene Ontology annotation, cellular component: cytoplasm; cytosol. Gene Ontology annotation, biological process: nucleotide catabolic process; uridine catabolic process. Gene Ontology annotation, molecular function: uridine phosphorylase activity. Bases 11 to 949 code for a protein of 312 amino acids. The transcript is spliced from 4 exons. NCBI's taxonomy places the organism in Eukaryota, Oomycota, Saprolegniomycetes, Saprolegniales, Saprolegniaceae.